UCACUUCACAAAACCCGUGCCUCAGGUCUUCGACUCCUCUCCUCGAACAAAACCUAAAAGCCUAAAAAAUAGGUUAGUAAGAAAUUGGUCUUUUCACUCUAAAGUCAUACCCAGAAAUCUCUUACUGUACUCUUAUUAGCUCUUCGCUUAGCAUAUUGGGAAUAUUAUGGCUGAAGUGAACCAAAGUUUUGUUGAACAAGAUGGGAAUCAUGAAGGAGAUCCAAUACCUGAAAAUCCAGUUCCUGAAGAACAAGUACCUGAGUAUGAAGUACCUGAAUAUCAUCAAGUACCUAAUGAUGAAGUACCUGAAUAUCAAAUUCCUAAUGAUGAAGUACCUGAAUAUCAAAUUUCUAAUGAUGAGGUGCCUGAGGAGCAAGUAACUGAAGACUCACAGCCUCAACAAAAGCUAGAACAUGAAGAGGAUUCUGCAGCUGGAGGUGGUGAAAAGAAAUGGCCAGGAUGGCCUGGAGAGAGUGUAUUCCGGAUGUUGGUUCCUGCACAGAAAGUUGGUAGCAUAAUUGGUCGCAAAGGGGAGUUUAUUAAAAAAAUAGUUGAGGAGACAAGAGCUCGCAUAAAGAUUCUUGACGGUCCUCCUGGGACAACAGAAAGAGCUGUGAUGAUAUCUGCUAAGGAGGAACCUGAUUCUUCUCUUCCUCCUGCUAUGGAUGGCCUUUUGAGGGUUCACAAGCGCAUUGUUGAUGGUUUGGAGGGUGAUUCUUCUCAUCCACCACAAGGAGGCAAGGUCUCAACUAGGCUGCUAGUCCCAGCUUCUCAAGCAGGAAGUUUGAUUGGUAAACAAGGAGGAACUGUUAAAUCUAUCCAAGAAGCAUCUAGUUGUAUAGUCAGAGUUCUUGGAGCAGAAGACCUACCAGUCUUUGCUCUCCAAGAUGAUAGGGUUGUUGAAGUAGUAGGAGAUGCAACUGGUGUACACAAAGCAAUAGAACUAAUUGCAUCUCAUCUAAGGAAGUUUUUAGUUGAUCGCAGUAUUAUUCCCUUAUUUGAAAUGCAUAUGCAAAUGGCAAAUCCUCAAAUGGAGCACAUGCCACCUCAUCAAUCCUGGGGUCCACCUCAGGGUCUUCCUCCAAAUGCUAGUGGAGGCCCUGGUUUUGGAACUAAUCCUCAAUACAUGCCACCUCCUCGGCAAGUUGACAAUUAUUAUCCUCCUGCAGACUUGCCGCCUCCUAUUGAGAAACAGCCUCAUCAGGGAAUAUCUGCUUAUGGAAGAGAGGCCCCUAUGGGCGUUCAUGGAUCCUCAAGUGCCCAAUCAGCACCAUCGAUGAUAACACAGAUUACGCAGCAAAUGCAAAUUCCUUUGUCUUAUGCUGAUGCUGUUAUUGGAACGGCUGGUGCAAGUAUAAGCUAUAUUCGACGCUCUAGUGGGGCAACUGUGACUAUACAAGAAACCAGGGGUGUUCCUGGGGAAAUGACAGUUGAAAUCAGCGGAACUGCUUCUCAAGUACAAACUGCCCAGCAGCUAAUACAGAAUUUCAUGGCUGAAGCUGCGGCUUCAUCACAGGCACAGAUUGGUGGGUCAACAGACCAAGGUUAUAACCCAUAUGCAACUCAUAGUUCCAUGUAUGGUUCACCACCUUCGAAUCCUGGACACACAAGCCAUACUGGAGGCUAUGGCUCAGUGUAUGGUUCGAACUAUGGUUACUAGGCAAGGCAGUUGGACUUUGUUUUUCAUAAUAGGCACCAUAAAAUUUUUGAAAAAUUAGCUGGUAAAAAGGGAUUUAAAUUUGUUUGAGAAGGAUAAUGUUGUACUUCUUGAUUCCCAACAAAUUCUGUGUUAGGACAAAGCGAACAUUUGAUAGAUUUUGUUUGUGCAUUAGGCUAACAAUAGGGUUAAGCCAUUAUUCUUGAAUGUUGUUGAACGCCAUUGUUUUUUGCUUCUGUGUACUGUGCAUUUUUUUCC
This is a messenger RNA of Mangifera indica (mango), 1915 nucleotides long. Its product is annotated as flowering locus K homology domain. Gene Ontology annotation, molecular function: mRNA binding. Gene Ontology annotation, cellular component: nucleus; cytoplasm. The coding region runs from base 167 to 1660 and encodes 497 amino acids. Lineage: Eukaryota; Viridiplantae; Streptophyta; Magnoliopsida; Sapindales; Anacardiaceae. The record is from RefSeq and is a predicted model, not a curated record. Gene Ontology annotation, biological process: regulation of gene expression. The transcript is spliced from 7 exons.